Molecule: messenger RNA, 1167 nt
Organism: Closterium sp. Yama58-4
Lineage: Eukaryota; Viridiplantae; Streptophyta; Zygnematophyceae; Desmidiales; Closteriaceae
Source: the annotation of a GenBank genome assembly
AUGACUGGGAUGCGACACCGCCGCUCUGGCCGUGCAUUUGCUGCCGCACUGGCUGCUCUCAUGCUCUCAGCCUGUGCACCCAGGGCUGCUGUGGCCAUUCGCCUGCCAACUGAUUCCAGCAUCAAGUGCUCAGUGGGUUACGUGAAGGACGCACAAGGCAACUGCGUUGACUCGUGCACGGUACGCAACUGCGGCACCAACGCGAGGUGCCUCAAGAGCCAGGCGGGCCGGGCGGACUGCGUGUGCGACAGGGGCUUCAAGCUGCUGCCCGAUGCGUCCUGCGCUCUUACUGCUGUUUUUAUGUUCCCGUCGCUCCUUCCUCCUCUGGCAGACACGUGUGUGCUCCAGGAGUGUGGGGAGAACGGCCAGUGCGUGCAGGACGAGAACGGGGUGGCGUCCUGUGUUUGUGACCCUGGCUUCACGCUGCGGGAUGAUGGCAAGUCUUGCCAUGACAAUUCACCCAACGGGCCACCUGAUUUUGUUGACCUGCCACCUGCUGCUAGCAACCGCCCCUGCCCAGCGGGUGAAGAAAGGGACGCAGACGGCAACUGCGUUGACUCCUGCGUGGUACGUAACUGCGGGCCCAACGCCAAAUGCCUCAAGAGCGAGGGAGGCUGGGCGAACUGCGUGUGUGAAAGGGGCCUCAGACUGAUGCCCAAUGCGUCCUGCUCUCACUCCUGCUUGAUAAUGGACUGUGGGGAGAACGCGUACUGUGAGAAGGAGCAGGAGCUCGCCGUCUGUCACUGCAACUGGGGCUACGCCAUGACAGACACCGGCUGUGUUGGUCAGUGCCGUGCAAUGCGUGACAAAUCUGUCUGUGGAUCUGCCACAUGUGGGAACUGUCCGAAACGUGCCACAUGCACAGUGGUCUCAUCUACCAAAAUGGCUCCGUACUGCAUCUGUCCUACUGGCUAUGGCAUGACCAAAUUUGGUUGCAUCCGCGGAGCCACCCCAACAGUCUCCUCCGCAAGUUUCACCUUCUAUGACAAUACCGAUUUCACCUUAUCACCCUACACCUACACCACGCGCCUCAACUACAUUGCAUGCACCAACGUGCCUAGGCCAAUUAGUUCCAUUCACCAAUCAUACUGGCGUGUGGACCAUGCACCCGGAGGGGCUGGGGAUUGCAGGAAAAUCGUCAUUUAUCAGUAUCCAAACUGCUACUGA